GAAGAAGAAAAAAAUGAAGGAGAACAGAGAAAGAAAGAAAGAGAAAGAAAUAUUUUGGACGACAAUCGAGAUGGCGUUGAUACAAAGGUUGGCAAUUGUGAUUUCGAUACUGUGAUAUUGUCGAUAUUUCGAAAAAAAGAUUGAACGUGCAGUGUUUCUUCAAGAUUUAUCGUGCGACUUCAAAUUUUUUGUCUUCACUUUUCGUGACUAUGGAGAUUCAGGAUAUUUAAUAAUAAUAAUAAUUUAUAUGAAGAAAGAAAAUUGUUUGUAAAAAAAAAUAAUGUGGUAAAAUUAUGGACGACCGGUUAUAUCCCCUCACUCGUUUUCAGUUCGCUUAAUCUCUCAAUCUCCUUUAGUUAGUCGAUAAAACAGAAAAUGUUAGGAAAAAUUACGUUUUCGUAAUGUACAUACCGACAAUGCGAACGUAGAUUUUCGCGGCUUGUACAGGUUGGAAGAUCAUCAUCCAGAAACGCGAGUAGAUCUGUUGUCAGUAGGAAUCAUCAACUGUAUGGAGAUUUAUCGGAGAAAAAUUAUUAUCUGAACUAUGGAUUCUCCACCUGCUUUGGAAACUGUCUAUCAAGCUGUAUAUUCCUUAUACAAUAAUUCAAAUCCAUCCGAUUCUGGGAAAGCAUCAUUAUGGCUUGGAGAAUUGCAAAAAUCAGUAUUUGCAUGGAAAAUAUCUGACGAAAUGUUGCAGCAAAAGAGAGACAUAGAGUCUUGUUAUUUUGCUGCACAAACUAUGCGUACAAAAAUACAAUUAUCCUUUCAUGAGUUACCUUUAGAAGCUCAUACUUCUUUGCGCGAUUCUUUAAUGGAACAUAUAUCACAAAUUAAUGAACAUACCAAUUCUGCCAUUGUUACACAGUUAUGUUUAGCAUUGGCAGCUCUUGCGUUACAAAUGUCAUCGUGGCAGAAACCUGUUAUAGAUUUAAUUAACAGGUUCGGAAGAACAAGCAGCAGUCUUUGGCCAUUGCUAGAGAUUAUGACUGUACUUCCAGAAGAAGUAAAGUCAAAAUCUCUUAGAUUAGGAGCCAACAGAAGACAACACGUAUUGGUAGAGCUUAUUGCGACUGCUGAUACAGUUACAGAAUUCUUGAAAAUGUGUUUGAAAGAUGGCGGUGAUAAUGUACAAAUACGAGUUACUAUUCUUCGAUGUUUUACUAGUUGGAUUACUGUUCGUGCUAUACCUCUUCAGACUAUACCAACGAGUGAAGUUGUGACAUACGUAUUUCAAGUAUUGGGUAAUCAUAUGGCUGGUUCUCAAUUACACGAAGCUGCUGCAGAUUGUAUGUGCGUUAUCCUACAAGCAUUAGAAGAAGAUAGUAAUAGUAGUCGAGAUAAUAAUAGCGAACCAAGUGCUCAAUUUCAACAAUUACAAAUGUGUCUUUUUAGUAAUGUAAUGGAUUUAGAACAACCAUAUCAUUUAUCUGUCGUUCACGAAGAUAUGGAAAAAUCUAUUAACUAUUGUCGUGUUUUUACGGAAUUGGCCGAAACAUUUAUCGAUACUAUCAUAGAAGGUAGUAUGGAUAGAAAAAGUCAUUAUGCUAUCAAGAUUCUUGAUCUUGUUCUCAUGUGUCUUGGACAUCACGAUUAUGAAGUCGCACAAAUAACUUUUCAUCUUUGGUAUCGAUUAUCAGAAGUCCUUUAUCAAAAAAAUGACGAUGAACUUAAUCUCGUAUUUCGACCACACAUUGAACGAUUAAUCGGUGCACUUUGUAGGCAUUGCCAAAUGGAACCAGAUCAUCUUGGUUUAGUAGAAGAAGGUGGAGGAGGAGAAGAGUUUGCAGAAUUUAGAAAUCGCGUAUCAGAACUCAUAAAAGACGUAAUAUUUGUAGUUGGCAGCAGUCAUUGUUUCAGACAAAUGUUUUCUUCAUUAACAGGUGGUCCUGGUCCACAAGGACUACCCGUUCAAACUCCUACUUGGGAUUCUAUAGAGGCUGCGCUUUUUGUAAUGCAAGCAGUUGCUAAAAAUAUACUACCAGAGGAAAAUGACGUUGUUCCAAAAGUAGUUGAAGCAAUCCUUAAUUUACCAGAAAACACUCAUAUUGCUGUACGACAUACAAGCAUUCUUUUGUUAGGAGAAUUAUGUGAAUGGAUAGACAGUCAUCCCCAAACAUUAGAACCAAUACUAAAUACUUUAUUGGCUUGUCUAAGUCAAAAAGGAUUAGGAACUGCAGCAUCCGGUGCACUUUUAAGCAUUUGUACUGCAUGUGCAAUACGUAUGGGACCACAUUUCCCUGGAUUGUUGCAAAUUGCACGCUCUCUUGAUAGUUUUGGUAUAAGUAAUGAUUCUGCUAUUGGACUGCUAAAAGGUGCAGCAUUAGUUUUGGCAAGAUUACCAAGAGCAGAAAUUACCCCAGCGAUGAAAGAAUUAUGUUGGUUUCAAGCUAUACCACUUUGCGAGCUUUUGCAAAAUAAAGUACCAAUAGAAAAGGGAACAAAGACUGAUCCUGUGAUAUGGUUAGAUAGAUUAGCAGUAAUAUUUAGGUACACUAAUCCUCUAAUCCGGGAUUCAAACGAACCACAUCCCUGUCAGAAUGUUGUUACUGAAAUGUGGCCAGUAUUGUCAAAUGUAUGUACAGAAUAUCAGCACGAUGCAAGACUUAUGGAAAGAUGUUGUCGUUGUUUAAGGUUCGCUGUUAGAUGUGUAGGCAAAUAUUCCGCACAUCUCCUUGAGCCACUUGUAAAACAGAUUGUACAAUUAUAUUCCGCGCAUCAACAUAGUUGUUUCUUAUAUCUUGGUUCCAUAUUAGUCGACGAAUAUGCUUUUGAAACGGAAUGUUUGCCAGGAUUACUGAGUAUGUUGGAAGCUUUUAUCGGACCUACUUUUACGAUUCUUCAACAAGACGAUGGUUUAAAAGAUCAUCCUGAUACUAUAGACGACCUCUUCAGAUUAUGCGCUAGGUUUCUACAAAGAGUACCUAUUCCUUUUCUACAUUCAUCAAUAAUCGGAAGUGUAAUUGACUGUGCUUUGAUGGCAUGUAGUUUAGAUCAUAGAGAUGCUAAUGCUUCAGUAAUGAAAUUCUUUUAUGAUCUUUUAUAUAGUGGUAGAAUGCUUCAGUCACAUCCGGAUUACUCGAUACGACGACAAUUAGUGAGAGGAAUAAUAUUAGAAAAAGGUCAAACAUUAGUUAUGAGACUUCUUCAUGCUUCUGUAUUCUCGUUAUCUUCGUACAUGUUAUCCGAUGUUGCAGACGUUAUCGUUGAACUUAAUUUAGCCGAUAGGCAGCUUUUAUCAAAAUGGUUAGAAGAAGCUAUAAAAUCAAUGCCAACUCAAAAUGCGGAUGGAUCUCCUACGGCAACAAACGAACAACUUGUUGAAUUCCAUAAUACCGUUACAAGAGCUGAUAUAGCUAAACCUGUGACAGUUGCCCUAAGAUACUUCGCGCGUUUAUAUCGUUGAUGCAACUUGAUUUUUUAUCAAUGAUUAACAAGAACUAAUAACUAGUAAAGUUCUUCCAACAUGCAAUACCCCUAUGCAAUUACAACCGAAAGUGAUGAGAACCUACAAGGGUGUUGUUAACUGGUAAGUUAACUUUAUAUAACUGUUAUGGAGAAAAAAGCAGUUUCGCGGAAAUCUAUAAAAUAAAACAUACAUACAGACAUACAUACAUACAUACAUUUGUGUCUGUGUGUGCGUGUGAGUGUGUGUAUAUAUAUAUAUAUAUACAUAUAUAUAUAUAUAUAUGUUCAUUCUAUCUACUUAUUUAUUUGCAAAGUAUGUACAAAAAUUUUAUUUCUAUAAUAAACUAUAACAUUUGAAUUUAUUUCUUUUUUUUUUUCAAGUAUUAUGUCGUUUUAAAAAAGAAUUUUUUAAAAUAUAAUUUAUUACCUUUUUUCGUUUUUAAUAUAUAUAAUCGCACAAAUAUACACAAACAAAAAUUGGAAAAAAUAAAUAUUUUCAAAUGAUAAAAUAUGAUUUUUAAUAGAAACACUAACUUUUUUUGCAUAAAAACCUUUUUGACUGUUCAACUAUUUCAGAACUAUAUUUCUCUGUUUUUAUAUUACCUAUUAUAUAAUAGGUAAAUAUCUAGUCAUCUCUUACGAUUUUUUUUUUGGUUAAUCAAAUUAAUAUAGUUGAUAGUUAAAACAAAAUAUAAAUACAUACUUUGUAAAAUGAUAUGGAGUUAGUAGAAUAUUUUGGACAUUUAAUGAUAAAUUUUUUUAUUUACUUUCAAUCUUAUUAAUAUUAUGAAACACAUAAUUACAUUUUAUUAAUUUGAUUGUAAUAACAUACAUAAACAUAUAUUUUCUUAUAAAAAUAUUUUAGAGAAAGAGGGAUGGAAAGUAAGAAAUUUAUGUAUACAUGCGUCUAACUUGUAUCAGCUGUAAGGGGGAAAAAAAAAAAGAGAAAUAUUUUUAAUUUUUGACCAUCAGAUUGUAAUAUGCAAUAUCUCUUUUUAUUUUCCAUCUAAUCGAAGUUAUAACCGUAUUUAACUUUUCACACUUUGGAGACACAGAUUUUAUAAUUAUAAUAUUACGAUUAACAUGAUACAUAAAUUGCAGAGUAUCUCAGUUAUGAAUUUGUUAACUCGCUAUAUCAUUAUUAUAUUUAUGAGAAACUAUGGAUUGAAAAUGUACAAGCGCAUGAUAUUGAAAUCAAUUUAUAUAAAAUUUUCUUUGAAAAAUAUAUUUAAGUGAAAAUUCUUUCAUGGAAGAUCUAUGUAAGAUUGUAUUAAAAAAUUUUUGACGUUUCAUAUAAACACACUGAACUUCUUAAGAAAAAAGAAAAGAAAGAAAGAAAAAAAAAAGAACUGCUUAUUCUUUCUAAUACAAUGACAACUAUCUCAUCAAAAUUUCAAAGUAAAUAGUAGAGCCAAUCUUAAAAAAAAAUGCUCCAAUACUAUUUCUUUAUAAUCACGGGGUACGUAUUAAAUGAUAAAAAUCUACACAGAAAAGUUUCAAUGAUGUAUAAAAAUGUUAUUGUAUUAAUAUAACAACUUCGUACUAUAGUUCCAAACUACUACUAUUACUAUACAGAAAUGAAAUCUGUAUGUGUAACGACUGCUUUUCUGUGUAAUAAAAUCAUAUUUAUAUAAGGAUAACGCAAUUAUAAGUAUAAUACACAUUCAGAUAUAUAAAAAUAAGUUUAGAAGCUUACAUUCUUGAUAUAUUUAAUUUAACAAGCUAUAGAGCGCGCUAUUCUUAAAUUGUACAGAUUGUUUACGAAAGCAAAGAUAAAGUUCAAGUUUGUCAUGGAAUGUUAUCGUGUACAUAUAGCAUACUUUAUAGUACAGAACUUAAGAUACUAUGCAGGACUAUCUUUAAUGUACUAUCAUUGAUGUUUAAACUGAAAUUCAAUUGUGAUGUACAUCGAUAUAUAAAUACCGAUUUAGCAUUUAUUAAUGACAGUUUAAACACUGCUUCAUUUUGUAAUGACAGAUAAUGAAGAUAAUUGAAAUAAAGCGAUAUUUUUUACCUAAAUAAAUAAAUAAAUCAAUAACAAAUCAAUCAAUCAAUCAAUCAAUCAAUCAAUCAAUGAGUCAAUCAGUAAAAUAACUUUUACUCGACUCAUAACGAACGUAAUAUUAAGCUGAUUAAUUUAAUUAGAAAAUAGAAUGUAGUGAAAUGAAUUUAAGGACAAUAUGCCAACGUAUACACUUCUCUCAUACGAUACAACAGCACACGGUUUCUUGCAGACAACACGCGAAGAAUGCAGAGUGGCACGACGCACGGCUCCGACAUUCCAAGCUCAGGAGGUGAUUCACGAUCAUUUCAUCUAUCUAUGGAACGACUGGCUCGUAGACUUAAAACGUUUCAUUCUAAACAUGCCAUGCAAAUGUAGUUAUGUUCAUUAAAAAAGUUAUCAGAAAAUUUUA
This is a messenger RNA of Vespula vulgaris, 5819 nucleotides long. RefSeq names its product transportin-3 (gene Tnpo-SR). NCBI's taxonomy places the organism in Eukaryota, Metazoa, Arthropoda, Insecta, Hymenoptera, Vespidae. Gene Ontology annotation, biological process: protein import into nucleus. Bases 545 to 3403 code for a protein of 952 amino acids. Gene Ontology annotation, cellular component: nuclear membrane; cytoplasm. The transcript has 18 exons. The record is from RefSeq and is a predicted model, not a curated record.